Messenger RNA from Siniperca chuatsi (mandarin fish), 1867 nucleotides. It is a transcript of the gene cmc1, whose product is annotated as C-x(9)-C motif containing 1. The record is from RefSeq and is a predicted model, not a curated record. Lineage: Eukaryota; Metazoa; Chordata; Actinopteri; Centrarchiformes; Sinipercidae. Bases 128 to 451 code for a protein of 107 amino acids. The transcript is spliced from 4 exons. Gene Ontology annotation, cellular component: mitochondrion.
GUCCGUGUGACUGUGGGAUUUGUAGUUUUUUUUUCACCACCUAACAACGACACCGGAAGUAUUUUGAGCGUACGUAAGCUAGGUCACAUUGGUUCAGUUUAGCAAUAUUUUGAGAAACAUCCUCAUAAUGGAGGCAGCUAACGCAGAGGAGAUCCACCUUAGGCAUGUGGAAACAGAUGUCCUAAUCCCCAAGAUGAUGAGGGAGAAAGCCAAGGAGCGCUGUGCUGAAAAAGUUGAAGCCUUCAACUACUGCUGUAAAGAAUCUGGUUUCUUCAUGGUGUUUAAGUGUCGAGAGGAGAAUGCAGCACUGAAGGAAUGUCUGACAAUACACUACAAGGACCCAGAGUUCUUCGAGCUGUGUAAGAAGGAGUACAUCCAAGAGAAAGUGGAGUUUGAGAGGACAGGGAUCCCAACAAAGAACAGGAAACAAAAACUCCCAACUAGCAUGUAAUGAACAACAUCACACCCAAACAACUUCUCUCCUUUUGAAGGUGUGGAGUGUGAGGCUCUGGCCAGAACCAGCACCAAGCCCUGCACACCCAGGAUACAUGGUCAUCUGGCAGGGUUCAUUACUCUUUAAGGCAUAUUUUAUCUAAAUAUGUGGAAUUAAUGACUGAAACUACUUUGGUGUGCAACAGUGGUUUAUAAUCAAAAUGAUGCCUAGUUCUUUAUAUUUGCAAAGUGUUCUCUAUUAGAUGGCCAGAAUUAUCUUCCUAACUUGAAUGAAUCAGCAGCAUUUACAUUUACCAAUGAGCUUAUUGAUUGAUAGAAUAUACAGAAAGAUCUGAUCAUGUUACAUGCAUCUUCUGUACCUAAACCUGGAAGAUCUUCAUUAGAGCGCAGCGCUUCAGCUUUGGAGGUGUGAAUAAAUUGAGGGAUGCUUGAUAUUUGCUGAACACUUUGUAUAGGGUUUAUACUGUACAUGUAUACUGACAGCACGAGUGGUAACGAAGAGUCUUGCUUGCUUGUUGCCUUUGCCUGGACUUACAGCUUUGUAAAUCGCCUGCAGAAGAAAGUCUAUAUUAACACACAAUGAAUUUCAAAAAGACUUGGAAAUUAAACACUUGUACAGUGUAUGCAAGAGACCUCCAACUAUCUACCCAAGCAAUGAACAUGUGUGACAUGCAAUGAAAUGUGACAUUGUAAAUAAAAAAAUAUUCAGUAGCAAUAAAGUGUAUAUCAGUGGUAAAUUAGACAAAACAUGAAAUGUUCAUGAAUGCAUUUUGUUCCAGAUAAACAUUUAAUUCCUCUGUUUUAUUCUGUCAAACAUGAAUUAUGUGUAUUUCAUAGAGGUUUGGACAUUCUUUACUGUUGAAAAAUGUCAGCAAUAGUACUGACAUUCAGGUAUGCCUGCAGUGCACUCUGUACUUCAGAUCGAUAUCAAUUCAGUGCUUCAAAAGUAGCUAGCAAUUUCUAAACAUUUUCUGAUUAAAUUGGUUGCCCUUAUUGAUUUUUAAUUAGUACAGCUUUGGUUAAAAGUGUUUCAAUUUCUUUGUAUUUUGAUAUUAGUAUUAGAGUAGAGCAUCAGCCUCAUAGUCAGACCGCACUAACAGAGCAGUCUAGAGCUAAAUUAAUUUAAUAAGGAUAUAGAAGGGUCGGAUUAUUUUAUUUAAGCAGUUGUGUUUAUUUUUUUAGGAAAAACAGUUGGAAAAAUAAAAAUCAAUUUUGGGUCAUUUGCUGUUCCAUUAUAACCUUACCUUUUCGUCUUCAUUGUGCUUUCACAUGAGGCGGACUGUUCAGGCCAUCUCAUGUUCUUUGUUCUAUACCUGUACUUCCAAGGAUCAAAGAUGGCACAUUAUGUCAGUGAGUUACUGUAAUGGGGUAUCAUUGUUGUACAUAAUAUAAAGUUAUCUCCUGGUUCUUUGAA